GUACCUUCCUUCGAUACAAUCUGCUUAAUUAAACCCUCAAAUCUCCUUCUAUUUUUUCCCACAGCCCAUACACAAGAGAAACACCAAAAAAUAAACAAACAACAUACACACACAAAAUUUUCAUUUGUACUUUGUUCAGAUUGGUGUUGCUGGUUUUGAUCAGAAUUUUGUUCUGGUGCUCUCGUCUAGCUAUCUUGUCGCCGGAAUCUUGUUUCCCCGGCGAACUUUUUAACUUUUUUUUAAGGAUAGGAGCACAAUAACUUAUACUCUAACGUGGAGAAAAUAAAUGAGAUUCCUUUUAUGAAGUUUUUAACUUUUUUUUAGUUUCCUGAGGUUUUUAGCUUUGUGAGGACCAAAAAAGGAGAAAAAAUAAAAUAAAGGGGUAGUAGGGAAGAUGAUACGAAGGUUGAAUUUACUCUUUUUAUGGGGUUUUUGGAUUUUGAUUAUAGCUUUAACGACGGUGGUCGGCGGAGUUCCGGCGACGGCGGAGGGUAAAGGGGUGCACAGAAAUGCAUAUGCUACCAUGAUGUAUAUGGGAACACCAAGAGAUUAUGAGUUUUACAUUGCGACACGUGUCAUGCUACGAUCACUUUCUCGGCUUGGCGUUGACGCUGAUCUCGUCGUCAUUGCUUCACUCGAUGUUCCUCUUCAUUGGGUCCAAACUCUAGAGCAGGAAGAUGGUGCAAAGGUGGUGAGAGUUGAAAAUCUGAACAAUCCAUACAAAGGACAGUCCAAUUUUAACUGGAGAUUCAAGCUAACAUUGAACAAACUUUACGCGUGGAGCCUAACAAAUUAUGAACGGGUUGUAAUGCUUGAUUCUGACAACCUCUUCCUUCAGAAAACAGAUGAACUGUUCCAAUGUGGUCAUUUUUGUGCAGUCUUCAUCAAUCCUUGUAUCUUCCACACUGGUCUAUUUGUAUUGCAGCCAUCAACAAUGGUAUUCAAGGACAUGCUUUAUCAGUUGAAGGUUGGAAUGGACAAUCCAGAUGGCGCGGAUCAAGGUUUUAUAAGCGGCUAUUUCCCUGAUUUACUUGAUCAGCCAAUGUUCCAUCCUUCCCUUAAUGGUACCAGGCUCCAGGGAAAUUAUCGACUGCCUCUUGGUUAUCAAAUGGAUGCCUCUUAUUAUUAUCUCAGACUACGUUGGUCCGUACCAUGUGGACCUAAUAGUGUCAUUACUUUCCCUGGUGCACCAUGGUUAAAACCUUGGUAUUGGUGGUCAUGGCCUGUUCUUCCUUUGGGCAUUCAGUGGCAUGAACAGCGACGUCAAACUCUUGGGUAUGAUGCAGAGAUGCCACUUGUGCUGAUUCAAACUGUACUUUACCUUGGAAUAAUUAUAAUGACACGCCUAGCACGUCCUAACUUAUCUAAAUUGUGCUAUCGACGUGAAGACACCAAGAGCAUCUUCUUAAUACGAACAGGACUGAAAUUGAUCGCUAUAUGGUCCAUUCUUGCAGCCUACAUAAUUCCUUUCUUCUUGAUACCUCGGACAGUUCAUCCAAUAAUCGGAUGGGGUCUCUACUUACUAGGUUCAUUUGCACUAUCAUGUAUAGCACUGAAUGCAUUCUUGUUGCCAAUGCUACCUGUUCUUAUGCCAUGGCUAGGAAUUCUUGGGGCACUUUUGGUCAUGGCUUAUCCUUGGUAUUCUGAUGGUGUUGUUAGAGCAUUAGCUGUAUUUGCAUACGCCUUUUGCGCGUCUCCUGUGGCAUGGACAGCAUUAGUAAAAAUAAUGUCAUGUCUACAUGUUUCACUUGAGAGGGAAGGAUUCUUGCCUAGGUUGAGUGAUUCUGCUGCACCUGCUGGUUUUAACAAGCUGUAUUGAUGAAUUGGAAUCUGAAAAUUGAAGAUAUCCAAAAGGGGAAAUUUUCAAAGAAAUAUUUGUGGAAGUGUGCUUGUGCUGUUCUUAGAGUCUUUGCUGUUACACAAGCUAAAGAAAUUCUUUGAUCUGUUCCAAAUUCUGAUAUGAACUACACAAUGUAAAAAUGGGAUGAACUGGUGUAUUAUACUAAUGGAAAUUGGAUUUUUUAUCAACUCUAUUAGCUCUCUAUGUUGUAAUUCCAGAAACAGAUGCAUUUGUAAAGAAAAUUAGACAAUGUGGGUGAGUUUAUUUUUUACAGUAAUUUUUUCUU
Messenger RNA from Nicotiana attenuata, 2126 nucleotides. RefSeq names its product putative glucuronosyltransferase PGSIP8. The record is from RefSeq and is a predicted model, not a curated record. The transcript is spliced from 5 exons. Lineage: Eukaryota; Viridiplantae; Streptophyta; Magnoliopsida; Solanales; Solanaceae. The coding region runs from base 395 to 1819 and encodes 474 amino acids. Gene Ontology annotation, molecular function: glycosyltransferase activity.